This is a messenger RNA of Magallana angulata, 1457 nucleotides long. RefSeq lists its product as uncharacterized. NCBI's taxonomy places the organism in Eukaryota, Metazoa, Mollusca, Bivalvia, Ostreida, Ostreidae. The record is from RefSeq and is a predicted model, not a curated record. The coding region runs from base 3 to 515 and encodes 170 amino acids. The transcript is spliced from 3 exons.
UUAUGGCAAAUUUAAACAAGAAAGGACAUAAGGCCUCGGACAACCACCAGACACAUUUUUUUGAAGCUGAGUUUAUUGCCUGGGACAAGCAGAACCGUGGGUAUCUAACAACUGAGGAAUAUGUUAACCUCUUUGAAUUCCUCCAAUAUGGAGAUAGCUCCGAAAUAAUUGAGCUGUUAGGAUCUAUAAUACAGGGAAGAGAUAGAUCAAAGAACAUUACUAUGGAGCUACAUAUGGAUGUCAUGAGUCGCCCGGGGGUCAAGGAACGUACAUCCCGACACAGAGAUUUCUUCAUGACGUUCGCCGACGGGAGUGAUACAGCAACUAGAAAACAAAUAUUGCAGCGUUACGAGCAAAUAAUGGGAGAUCAGUUUACAGAGGAGCAUAAGGAAAAGAUCUAUAACCUUAAAAUAGGUUUUGAUGGUAAAGUGACUUACGAGGAUUUCCUUCGGAAUUACUUGAUUGAGAGAGGGCAAGCGGGAGCGUCUCGUUGUAACAUGUGUGAAAAGAAAUAAAAAUAUGCACUAAUGUGGUAUCAUAUAAUAUUCGUGGGCAGCAAUUUUUGUGGAUUGAUUUGAAAUUGCAGCUUUAUGUGUAGGUAAGCAUGUUUCAAAUGAUCCUACAAAUCGAGUACGUUUCUAGAAAUAGUGCUGAAAUGAACAAUUAAGUUUGUAGAUCAACUUACGUAACAAAGUUAAGUGUUUUAAAAAUAUGGGUAAUAAUGAUAACCAAAAGUUAGUUUUAAGCAGUAGAAGGUAGAAAUAGUUCUUAAAAUAAAUACAAAUAAAGAAAAUUGUUAUUAUGAAUCUUUACAUUUGUAUCAUGUUAAAAUGUGUUUUAGAAUGAGAUUAUCAUUUCGUUUGCUUUGACAUACGUACUUACGUGUAAUACAUUAAAUUAAAACAGACGUAUACAAACAACUUUGAAUAUAUCUCGGAUUAAAUGUUUGUAAAUAUUACAUGUAUUGUAUAAUCAUUUAUCAUAUAAAAGCAAUUUCAACUAUUUCUGUCAACCCAUUCAAAUAUCUCCGCAAAUUUAUCUUAAUGCUUUUAGAUUUAUCAUAAAGUUUGUCAAUUACAAUGAAGCGAAAUUAAAAUUCAACAUAUCAAACAGUGCCAUGUAAAAAUACAUAGUUAUGUAUCUUAUUUUUAUGAUCGUAGUUUUUGCUAAAAUUAGCUAACUAUUCAUCAUGAAAAGAAAAAUGUACAUUUUUAUUGUGAAUGAUAUUCUUUUAUGUUGUAGAUGUACAUAAGGCGUUGUUCAGAUUUAAAAACAAAUAAUAUUCAUUAUAAAAAUAACAAAAAUAUUCCAAAAACGUUUUUCAAUUCCAGAAUUCCGGAGUCAGUCUGCUGUUUAUUUUAACGUUUAUGAACUUAAAAAAAAAACUUCUGUAACUUCUUGCCACACUGUAAUUUAUUGUACAUUUGUAUGUAUUGAAUAAAAAAUGUUCUGCCUCC